This is a messenger RNA of Asparagus officinalis (garden asparagus), 2294 nucleotides long. Its product is annotated as polyadenylate-binding protein 2-like. Gene Ontology annotation, molecular function: mRNA 3'-UTR binding; poly(U) RNA binding; poly(A) binding. The record is from RefSeq and is a predicted model, not a curated record. NCBI's taxonomy places the organism in Eukaryota, Viridiplantae, Streptophyta, Magnoliopsida, Asparagales, Asparagaceae. The transcript is spliced from 11 exons. Gene Ontology annotation, cellular component: ribonucleoprotein complex; cytosol; nucleus. The coding region runs from base 1 to 2052 and encodes 683 amino acids.
AUGCGAAGAGCUUAUCUCCUAUGCCGAAGUGACUUCCCCUCCAGUCGCCAACCGAUGCCUGUAAAGCGAGAGAUGACUCAGCCUGCUAGCGUGUCUUCUGCCAUGCUCUCAAUCACUUCCCGAAAAAUACAGAGAGCUUAUCUCCCAUGCCGAAGUGACUUCCCCUCCAGUCAGCAGCCACCACCUAUAGAUGCUAUGGAUGAGAUAGAGGGGAUUGCAAAUGAAGGCAUAACUACCACCAGAAGAGAUUCAAUACAUAUAUCGGAAAAAAAGGAAAACAGAAAAAAAUGGCUGCGGUUCAAGGAGGUCGUCUCGGUUCGCGUUUGUCGAGAUAUCACCACUCGCCGAUCUCUUGGUUACGCCUACGUCAAUUUCACCAAUCCCAACGAUGCGGCAAGGGCUUUGGAUAUGCUUAACUUCACGCCUAUCAAUAAUAAGGCAAUUCGUAUAAUGUACUCAAAUCGUGAUCCCAGUACACGAACUAGUGCUGCAGCUAAUAUAUUUAUCAAGAAUCUGGACAAGAGUAUUGAUAACAAGGCGCUCCAUGACACAUUCUCGGCGUUUGGGAAUGUUCUUUCAUGUAAGAUUGCCACGGAUGCAUCUGGGCAGUCGAAGGGGUAUGGUUAUGUUCAAUUUGAUCAGGAGGAGGCAGCACAAAAUGCAAUAGACAAGCUGAACGGUAUGGCUUUAAAUGAUAAGGUGGUUUAUGUUGGUCCUUUCCUUCGUAAGCAGGAGAGGGAAAAUACAGCAGAUAACGAAAGCAAGGAGAAGUUUUCUAAUGUCUUUGUGAAGAAUCUUUCGGAGUCCACAACAGAGGAAGAUUUGUCAAAAGUUUUUGCCGAGUUUGGGCAGCUUACUAGUACGAUAGUAAUGAAGGAGGAUGAUGGGAAAUCCAAGUGCUUUGGAUUUGUUAAUUUUCUCAAUCCUGAUGACGCUGCACGAGCAGUUAAGGAACUUAAUGGAAAGAAAUUUGAUGAUAAAGAGUGGUAUGUUGGGAAAGCACAGAAGAAGUCUGAAAGAGAGAGGGAGCUGAAAGGGAGAUUUGAGCAAGGUAUGAAAGAGUUAGCUGACAAACAUCAAGGGGUUAACUUGUAUCUGAAGAAUUUGGAUGAUAGCGUUGGAGAUGAUAAGCUGAGAGAGAUGUUUUCUGAGUUUGGCAUGAUUGCGUCAUGCAAGAUUAUGCGGGAUCCUAAUGGUAUAAGCAAAGGAUCUGCGUUUGUUGCAUUUUCAACACCUGAAGAGGCAUCUCGAGCUCUUGCUGAAAUGAAUGGAAAAAUGGUUGGUGGAAAGCCUCUAUAUGUUGCCCAUGCACAACGAAAAGAAGACAGAAAAGCUAGGUUGCAGGCACAGUUUUCACAAAUGGGACCUGGAAUGGCGCCUGUUGGAGUGCCUCGCAUGCCCAUUUUCCCCCCAGGUGCUCCUCCUCUUGGACAACAGCUAUUCUAUGGCCAAGCACCUCCCGCUCUGAUUCCUCCACAGCCAGGAUUUGGUUAUCAGCCGUCAAUGGUUCCUGGGAUGAGGCCUGCAGGGGGUCAUAUGCCAAACUUUUUUAUGCCAUUAGUUCAGCAAGGAGGUCAUCAGCAGCCCCGCCCUGUAGGUCGGCGUGGCGGACAGGGUCCUGGGCAAAUGAUGCAGCAGCCCAUGCAUUUCCUUCCGCAUCAGAUGUUGCCUAGCCAUGGCAGGGGACGUUCAUAUGGUUACCCACAGGGUCGCAACAUGCAGGGUGGCAAUUUCCCCUCCAUGCCUAGUCAUGAAAGGGAGCAACAACCCCUCAGUGCUCUAGCUACAGCGCUCGCAAAUGCUUCUCCUGACCAGCAGAGGACGAUGCUUGGUGAAAAUCUAUACCCUCUUGUGGUGCAGUUAGAGCCUGAUCAUGCUGCCAAAGUGACUGGUAUGCUGCUGGAGAUGGAUCAGACCGAGGUCUUGCAUUUGCUAGAGUCUCCAGAGUCUUUGAAGGCGAAAGUGGCCGAGGCCAUGGAGGUCCUGAGAAAUGUCGCUCAGCAAUCACCUCACGGUCAAAUGGCUUCACUGUCGCUGAGCGAUGAAUCUUGAGUCUGCUUUCCUUACUGUUUCUGUUUCUUUUCAUACUUUGAUAGAGUUUUAAGAGAGGCUAGACGUUAUUAUGGUUUUGGAUAAUUUUUGUUUGUUGUUCCCUGUGGAACGCCUUAUCUUAGGGUACACUAUUUUUUGGGGCAUACUGGUGUAGCUUUCUAGUUCAUCUUAUAUUUGUCAUUGUUGUACUUCAGGUUCUUAAUUCCUGCUUCUUUGGUCAUGGACAUCCCGCAUGAGUUCAA